This is a messenger RNA of Girardinichthys multiradiatus, 3264 nucleotides long. It is a transcript of the gene lsm14ab, whose product is annotated as LSM14A mRNA processing body assembly factor b. Gene Ontology annotation, biological process: P-body assembly; cytoplasmic stress granule assembly. Gene Ontology annotation, molecular function: mRNA binding. NCBI's taxonomy places the organism in Eukaryota, Metazoa, Chordata, Actinopteri, Cyprinodontiformes, Goodeidae. The record is from RefSeq and is a predicted model, not a curated record. The coding region runs from base 210 to 1535 and encodes 441 amino acids. The transcript has 10 exons. Gene Ontology annotation, cellular component: P-body.
CACAAUCUUUGUCCCAGAAGUCUUUGCGGCGGAAGAAGCAAAAUGAAGUCGGCCAUGUCGUGUUAGAGUCACGACACGGACGAAACAACUCACUUAUCUGUGUUAUGCAGACGUAAAACAGCGCCUCGGAAAAUUUAACAUUUGACCUAACUUUGGACGAUAAACAUAUUAUUUGGAAGUAAGUGCUUGAGUUAACUCAGCUGAUAAAAAUGAGCGGAGGAACGCCGUACAUUGGUAGCAAAAUUAGCCUAAUCUCUAAGGCCGAGAUCCGCUAUGAAGGGAUUUUAUACACCAUCGACACUGAAAACUCGACAGUAGCUCUCGCUAAAGUUCGCUCCUUUGGCACUGAAGACCGUCCCACGGAGAGGCCUAUACCACCUCGGGAGGAAGUGUUUGAGUACAUCAUCUUCAGAGGAAGCGAUAUAAAAGACCUAACAGUUUGUGAGCCACCCAAAGCCACUAGCACCCUGCCCCAGGACCCUGCUAUAGUUCAGUCAUCCAUCGGAUCCACCAGUGCAGCAUCUGCACCAUUAUUCCAGUCUGCUGGUUCCUAUGCAUCAUUCAGCAGGGCCUCUGUUCCAUCCUACAGCCAGUUUGGCGUUACACCAAUUGGAUCGCAGCAGUUUGCAUCCACUGGAGGCCGAACUAGUCCUCAACGGGCAAAAAGUUCCCCAGUGGAGCAGUCUGUGAAGGUUCCCCCGUCAGCUGCCCCUGGUCUAUCUGCAGCUGGUGGACAGAGGAGUCAGACAGGAGUGACCACCAAACCCACCAGCUCUACCACUGGCACCCAGAAACCCCCUGACCUUCUUGAGCAGAAAAAGGCUCCUGACGUUCAGAAGACAUCCCAGCCAGAUCAUGAACAAGGUGCUGUUGAAAACCGGGACCCCAACAGGCGUCACAUUGCUGGCGUUCAGUCCAACCGCCGAGGCCGGGGACGAGGAAACCGCAGCAGGGGCAGAGUGAACAUGCGCAAGGAUGGCACCAUGAAGUUUGACGAGGACUUUGAUUUUGAAACCGCCAACGCCCAGUUUCACAAGGAUGAGAUUGACAAGGAGUUCCAAAACAAGCUGAAACUGAAAGAUGACAAACCUGAAAAGGCACUCAAUGGAGAAGAAACCGCUGACUCAGAACAUCCAGCCAAUGCGGGCACCACUGAGGAGGAGGAGGCUGCCAUCAAUACGUGUUACUAUGACAAGACCAAGUCCUUCUUCGAUAAUCUGUCCUGUGAGGAUGCAAGGAGCAAAACAGGUGAAGGUGGAUAUCCAAAGGAGCGCAGGUCAACCUGGGCAGAGGAGAGACGAAUGAACUCGGAGACUUUUGGCAUCCCGCUCCGACACCACCAUCGUGGAAGAGGAGGAGGUUUCCGCGGCCGAGGGUUCAUGGGGCCCCGUGGAGGCCGGGGGCGGUCGUCAAGCAGAGGUUUUUUUGGGCCGCCCCAGAGGGCCAUGCCGUUUUUCAGGGGCGGAUUCAGAGGUGGCAGAGGAGGCCGCGAUUUCGAUUUUGAAUACAGGAAGGAUAACAAGGCGGCUGCGUAGUACUUCAGUUACGGAUCCACCGGAGAAUUGUAGCCACUUAUUAUGAAAUUAUGUCAGUUGUAGAAGUUUCUUGUGGUCUCUACAUUAAAGACAAUAUUUGGACACCAGCACCUCGGUGGACUGUUUGACAUCAGGGGGUACUGGUCCUACUCCCUCUCUCCACUUUGAGACUUUCCAGUUUCUUUUUUCCAGAGGUUUUGUUGAAAAAUUAGAAGACCACAUGUAAAUACAAAGCUUUGAAGUAAUUGCGUACUUUUGCAUCAGUCAAAUUCCUUUCUUACUAAAGUUGUCUUUGAUAUUAGGAGCAGUACACACUCUCAAACUGUGAGCAGAUCACAGCGGACAUGAUCGAUAGCUUUAUUCCUUUUCCCUCAAUUUGUGAUAUUUUUCAGCACCAAAUCUGUCACCACUGCCUGUUGCACCAUGUAUUUUUUCUGCUCAGUUAGGUUGCCAUGUGUUCAGCGUUUGUACUUCGUUAGUAUGGUUGUUUUGUUUUUUCCUUCAACAUUCAUUUUCUAUGAAGUAGUGCAGCUAAAAGAAUCAUAACUCAGAACUGGUCAUUUGUAAACAAUGAAUGUAAAACUAGCUCAAACCAGAUGGGUUUUUUUUUUCCCCCGUUGAGUUCUGUGUGUACCCUUGUUAAAUCGUACGUGAGCCCUCAGACCUCCUGCGUCAGGUGACUUGCUUUCCUUCUAGUUUCCCUGCUGGAUUUCUGCAGGUGGGGCUGUCAAAUGCAGGCGUCCGAGUCCUUUGGUUUGGUAUGUGUCACAAAGCUUCAGCUGUACAGGGAUUUUUAUUUGGUUCUAGCUGUGUUUACGUAGUUAAUGACACAGGAUGAUGAUUUUUCUGAUUUGUGUACAUUAGAAAAGUUGUUUAUUAUUAUCUUACAAGGUCUUAGCAAAAGACACAUAAACAAGUUCUAUUUACCUAAAUUUGCUGUUUUGCCAAAAAAAAAAAAAAAGUAAUUGCAAUAGAAGAAUUUUCAUUUAUAUGUACGCUCUUGUAACUUCAGUAUUUCUCAACAUUUUCUUGUAUGUAAAGGCGUUGCUUUGUGUUGUUGUACUUUUGUCUCAUUGACUUUGCCCUCACUAUGUCAACAGCCAGCAAUUCACACUGCUAAAUUAAGCACUUGUAGCGGUACAGGAGUUUUAUACUCCAGAUGGGACAUGUCGGAAACAAAUUCAGCUACAUUUGUAACUGCAUUUCUGAUCAGUUGUAACUCCAUUUGUUGCAUCGUCAAUGUGAUUGUUCUCAGGAGUGAAUUUAUUUUUUUACCAACUUGUUAAAUGGACAAAAGCUGGAUGUGGUGCCAGUAUUUACAAGGUUCUCGUUCGUUUAAAAAAAAAAAAAAAAUCCAAUCCUCAAACCUUUUUAGGGAGUGCCUUUCGCCCCAUGUUUCUCCCUUUAACUUAGAUGUGACAUUUGGAGAUAAGUGCUGCUAGCAAUAUGAGGUGAAAAUAGAUCCUCUUCUGUAAAUGUGGUUCAGAUGGCAGCGCAGUAAAUGUCUUCAAAGGUUAUCACACAAACAGCUGAUAAAUGCGCGAUAGCCUGUGGAAAUAAUGCUUUAUGUUGGCUCUAACAGCAACAAAUUAGAUUUAAUUUGAGGCAAAAUUGUUAUACUAUUCAGAACUGACAUUUUUCACGUUUGCUACUCCUUCCAGUCACUGGAAUUGUUUUCUUGGUUAAUCAUCAAAAUUGAGUUUAUACGAAAAUAAAGAGUUGUACAAUU